This is a messenger RNA of Prorocentrum cordatum, 2010 nucleotides long. Lineage: Eukaryota; Dinophyceae; Prorocentrales; Prorocentraceae. The record is from the annotation of a GenBank genome assembly.
AUGCCGCCCACGGCCACUAACAAGGUGAAGCUGCCCCGGCAGCACGUCUGGAGGAGCAUCCUGCAGCGGCUGCUCGCCCCGGCGGCCACGCCGCGCAAGGCCGCGCUGACCACGCCACGGAAGCCCCGCAGGGCGGCUGGCACAGCUGCUGCCGGCCUCUCCCCCGCCGUCAAGCGCGAGCCGCCCACCACGGCGAAGAAGGCCGAGCAGGCGAAGGCGCUCAAGGCGCUUCUUGGCAUCAAGGUCGUGGAGAAGGUCAAGAAGAUGCGAAAGCUGAAGGUCGCCGCGCGGCCUGCCGCCGCACCGUUCCUCGGCGACCCCCCCCCGGGGGCGCUCCGGGACGGCGCGCGCUCCACGGAGGGCGCCCGGAGGGAAGACGUCUGGGUGCUCUGCAUCAACCUGGACAGCUACGCGGGCCGCUGGGCGCACGCGCGCAGCUGGGCGGAGGGGGAGCCCGGGGUGCGGCUGCAGCGCGUGGAGGCGGUUGACGGCCGGGCGGCCCCGGAGGAGCCUCGCGUCCAGGCGGCGUGCGAGCAGGGUGAGACCGUGAGCAGCCAAAUCGCUCAGCAGAGAGGCAUGCUGUAUUGGUGCAGCCAGCGAUGGUUCCGACUGCCCCUGUCAGUGGGCAACGCCCAGCACAUCGGCCAGCCGGCCUGGCUCCACCUCGCCGCCGGCUCCACCUCGCCGCCCGCCCUUGCGCAGCCCGACGCCCCCCAGCCAUCCGCAAGUGCUGCCGAGACCCCGAUGAGUACGGCCGUCUCCUGCCGCCCUGCGGGCGGCCGCGCCAUGACGGUGUCUGGGUUGACGGUGCCCAGGGGCCUUGUUGCGCCUGCCGCUGCUGGUAACCCAGUUGGCCCUCCAGCGGUGCUGCACCACCAGCCGCCAGACUUGCAGUUGCCAAGCGGGCCAGGCCCAGGCCAGCGGCUUGCGUCCGGGUCCCCGGACAGCAGUCAGGCCGUGCUGUCGCCCGUGCGCGGGGGGUGGCAGGGGACCGGCCCGUUCGAGCCCGGGAUGUGGGGCAACUACAUGUCGAAGGAGAGAGUCCGGGGUUCUGCGCAGGAGCUCGUGGCCGCUGAGGGGAAGGCGGACAUCAAGAAGGCAGAGAUGCUCGACAGCGAGCUCGACCCCGCGUCCGAGGCGGCCUCCGCGGGCGCGGCCGCGGCGGUGCCGGCGCAGCAGCCGCAGGCGGAGCCCCGCCAGCAGGCGCCGCCUGGGCAGACUGGCCUAUGCGCCGGCCCGGCGAUCUACGACGGGCCCACCAUGGGCUGGGAGGACUGCCGCACGAGGUGCAUCGGCCACUGCAGGUUCUGGAGCUUCUGGCACGACUCCGUGCAGCACCGGUGCAAGCUGACCACGGACUGCUUCCGACGCGAGCGCGAUGGCCACCUCCACGUCAGCGCGUACAGGAUUUCGCUGGACGCGGCGAGCGAGGAGGAGAGCAAGGAGCAGGCCGCCUGGGACCGCGGGGAGACGCCCGUCGACCCCGAGCUGCCCGAGGAUGAGGCCGCCGCGCCGCGCGCCGCGCCCGAGGCCGAAGAGGCGACCUGCUCGCCGCGGGGCUCGGCGCGCAGGUUCGCCAUCUCGCCGGAGAGCGGCUGGCACAACCUCGGCAAGGCGCGCUCCUACGUCAGCUGCGCGAACACCUCGCUGCACAUGGGCUUCCGGAGUCUCGUCUGGAACGUCGGCUCGACGGCCAGGGGCCGCUGCUACGGCUUCUCCGGCGACGUGCCGAGCGUCCUCGGGAGCAGCUGCGGGGAGGCGUACUGCUGGCUGUUCGGCGCGGCGGUCUCGGCGUGCCGGGACCAGGGCCCCACGGGCGGUGCGGCUGCCGAGGCGGAGGUCGGCGAGAAGGUCCUCGAGGAAAGGCCCCCUGCAGCGGCGAAGAGCACGGUGGCGGAGGCCGCGUCUCCCAGGCCCAGCGGGGCGUCCGAGGCGCCGAAGCCGCCGCGCGAUGAGCAGAAGCAGGGGGCGCUGCAGAAGCUCCAGAACUUUUUCCACCGCCUCAGGUGA